ACUUUUUAUCACAUCCAAUAAUUGUGCUAACUAACAAUAUUUUAGGAAGAGUUCUCCUCAUCCCUGAAGCAUCCGGUUAGACCUUUCUUCCCCUCCCGACUCUGUCUUUUUGGGCGAUUUCUACGGUGACAAGGGGCGCAAGCCUCUUUCUUCGGCGGCAUGGCCGGCUCUAUGCCGCCGGCGAUGGACUCCUCCAUGUUUUCUCCUCUCCCUAGAGCUUCUAUCAAACAGUGGAUGCUCAUCUUCCAGCACUGGAUCCAUCUCGACCUCCUUCUUAUACGGCGAUUUUGAAGCCGGCAUCUCCUCGGACCUCCAAAAAAAAACUUCGAUGAUGUUGGGGAAGAUUAUGAGGAAUCUGAGAUCUACAAUAAUAAAUCGGGAAUUUUCUAUUCCGAGGAGGAGGUAAUUGAUAUGGAUGAAGCUUAUAAAUUUUCAUUGAUUGGCAAAUUUUCGGGCAAUAGGCCAAAACCUAUAGUAGUUUUUCAAGCUUUUAAGAACCUUGGACUUUUGAAUUUCUAUAAUGUUCGAUCUAGAUAUCUUCUUAUUCACCUCACAUCAAAUGAGGAUAUGGCAUGAAUUUGGUUGAGGGGAAUCUGGUAUAUUAGUGGUGUACCUCUGAGAAUCUUCAAGUGGUCUCCACAUUUUUCUUAUGAGAUUGUAUCCUCUGUGGUUCCGGUUUGGGUGAGAUUUCCAGAUCUUCCUAUCCACGUCUUCCACAAAAACAGUUCGUAUUCGGCCGCUAAGAUUGUUGGAAAACCUAUCAAAAUAGAUGAAGCUACUGCAGAUGGUUCGAGGAUUUUGGUUGCUCGUGUUUGUUUGGAAAUUGAUUUACUAAAACCAAUAGUGGAGGAUUUCUGGAUAGGAAUUGGCGAUGAAAAAAGGUUGCAAAGAGUGAUAUAUGAAAAGUAUCCAAAAUAUUGCUUACAUUGUUAUCAUUUGGGUCAUUCUGAUGAUGAGUGUUAUGUUAAGGGCACUAAGCCUAAAUAGGUGUGGAAAACAGAUAAGAAGAAUGCUAUGGAUGAUGGUGAAGAUUUCAGGGUUUUCCUAAAUCAAAGAGAGGUAAAUGAAAAAGAGGCAGUGAUUGAUCCAGCUCCUUAUGAGGUGAGAGAUGAAGUGGUAAAUAAUCCAGUAGUAGAAAAACAAGUAUGGAAGAAGAAGGAUCUGUUAAAUGGACAUACCACUUUAAAUGAGAAGGGCAGUGUACCUGAGAAUAGAUUUCAUCUUUUAUCUCCUUUAAUCGAAGAAGAACAGAAUAAUAUGGAAGGUUUUGCAGAGCAAGAGUUGAAUGAGGAGGAGCUUUUUGAUGAUGGUCAACAUGUCAAUAGAGAUGAGCAGCAUAGUUUUGAUUCUGUAGAUUCAGAGAUUUUGAAGUUAAAGAACAAAGUGGUUGAUGAUUUGGAAGGUCAGAAAGUUUUGCAAGUUGCUGAAUCUAAUGUUUGCAGGGGGACUUCGGUGGCUGUGGAUAAGAGAGUAAAGAAGGGACAGAACUGGAUUUCGAACAAUAAACAGAAAGUGUCAGCUGAUGAUCCAGAUUAUGUUGAUACGGGGCAAUUGAAAAGGAGCUCUUCUUUAUCUUUGGUGCCGAGCAUGGGGGUUCAUCAUAUUGCUCCAUCAAAUGUUGUUUCUAACCAUGUUUAUCGCAUUACGAGAAGUAAAACACAAGGUCAAAAGUUUCCAUUCCCUCCAUUCAUUAAUGUCAGGUUUGGGUUUCUGCGGGGGCAGGUAUUUCCCAGUUGGAGGCUGUUUUUGGGUUUUCUUAUGGUGAUCUUCUUCUGGUUUUUUGGUGUUUGGAUUUCUUGGAAUUAUGUUUCUAAAAAUAAGUGAAGCAUUUAUGAAGAUAUUAAUCAUGAUACUCAUAAUGUAUAAUGUUUACAGUGCUGGAAUUUUAUUUC
Molecule: messenger RNA, 1892 nt
Organism: Zingiber officinale
Lineage: Eukaryota; Viridiplantae; Streptophyta; Magnoliopsida; Zingiberales; Zingiberaceae
Exons: 2
Coding region: 1015-1824 (269 amino acids)
Source: RefSeq, a predicted model, not a curated record